UCGUGUGUUUACGUGGAGAAACAUGGCGGCGACGGUGACAGCAAAGCCCGAAUAAAACACUGAGGAAAUCCCAAAGAUUGACCGUCCGAACCGAGGCGGACGCACAUGUCAGCGCUCCGCGUUUAGCGCUAGGUGUGUCUGCGUGCGUGUGGCGUUUUUAUGACGCGCGUGUGUCCGUUUUUAAGCCGCAGGAACCGCAGAGAUGAUGGAAGACGAGGAGCGACAGAAGAAACUACAGGCCGGCAAAGCUAAGCUGGCCGAGUACCGGCAGAGGAAAGCUCAAUCCGAUGGCCAGAAGAAGCAGAAGAAGAAGAAAAAGAAGCCGGAGGCGGACGCGGAGGAGCGUAUGAGAGAGGAGCAGGGGAGAAAUGAGGGCGAGGAGCAGAGAGGAGAUCAGACCACCGUGUUUUCCGUCUCAAAGACUCUCCACAGUGGAGAAACUGUCACACACGACCAGACCUACACCAUAGAGCCCGAGAGUGAAGUCUCAACGACGGCUGAAGACUGUUCAUCUGAGGUAAAUGGUUUCCACGAGAGGACAGAGAGUGAUUUGACUUCCUCUGUGAUCGGGGAGGAAGAUCUGCAGCAGUCCGAAGCGCAAAUGGAGCCUGACCUGCAGAGCGGUGGCCCUCAGAGCAGAAUACAGAUCAUGGAGGACGAGCUAGCCGCCAAGAGCAUGGCCAUGGAGGAGCUGAGCCGCGAGCUCGAGGAGAUCAGGGCGGCGUUUGGAGCUGAAGGAGUACAGCAGCUGCAGGACUUCGAGGAAGCGCUGAAACAGAGGGAUGAAAUCAUCACGCAGCUCACCGCCAAUCUGCAGCAGGCACGAACCGAGAAGGAGGAGGUGAUGAGGGAGUUCCUGGAGCUGACGGAGCAAAGCCAAAAACUCCAGAUUCAGUUCCAACAGCUGCAGGCCGGUGAGAUCCUGCGGAGCUCCAACAUCAGCUCCACCGCUGCAGACCUUCUCCAGGCCCGUCAGCAGAUCACGCUGUACCAGCAACAACUGGACGAGAGGGACGCGCAGGUCAGAGGUCACCAGGAGAAGAUGCAGGAGCAGCUUUUAUUGAUCGCGCAGCUUCAGGAGAGGCUGAGUGAAGCAGAGAGAGUCCGCACACAAGCGGACGAAUCAUUCGCACAGAGUUUACGAGAAAAGGACUUAUUAAACACUGAACAGCAGCGUCUGAUAACACAGCUUCAGGACCAGCUCUUGACUUCCAAACAACAAGUGGAGGAAUUCAACAAACAUCUAGCUGCGAAAACCCAGGAGCUGGAAAACUGCGAAAAAGAGCUUUCGUCAUCCAGACAGAAAGAGCGCAUGUCAUCCGGAGAAAUCCUGCAGCUCAUGAAAACUGUCGAGGACCUUCAGCAGCGCUGCCACCAGGGAGGCCAAUCCGAGAGCGAGACGAUCCAGAGAAUCGAGGACAACUGGAACCGCCAGAUGGAGCAGCUGCGAGCCGAACUGGACGAAAUGUACGGACAGCAGAUAGUGCAGAUGAAACAGGAACUUCGCAUGCAACACGCCACCGAGGUGGAGCGAAUUCAAACGCAGCACAGCUCAGAAACUGAGAAGAUCGUCCAGCAGCAUCAGUCAGAGCUGGAGAGGUUCAAAGGUCAGCUGUUUCAGAGCGCCGGAGGCGUCAACGUGCUAAACGUGAAGGUUAUCGAACUCCAGCAGAAGCUGCAGGAGACGCAAGUUCUGCGUGAAAAGGCGGAGCAGGAACUGGCGCAGACGAGGGCAGAUAAACUCAAUGUGGCACAGCAGGUGGAGCGCUUGCGUGACGAGCUGCAGUCCACCAGAGCGGAAAUCCAAAGUCCAGAGAAAAUGCAAAUGUUACACGAUGCCAUUAGCGACCUGCAGAUGCAGCUCGAAGCGGCGCACAAGGCCAACGGCGACCUAGAAGUCAAGCACGAAUCAGAAAUCACCAAUUAUAAGAUUAAACUCGACAUGCUGGAGCGGGAAAAAGACGCCGUUCUGGACCGCAUGGCCGAAUCACAGGAAGCGGAGCUGGAACGUCUACGCACGCAGCUCUUGUUCAGCCACGAGGAGGAGCUUUCACGACUUCGAGACGACCUCCAACGGGAAAGCCAGCUCAACGUGGAGAACCUGCGUGACGAGAUGGCCGUGAGGCACCGUGAGGCUUUGGACGAUUUCGGAGACAAGCUGCGGACGGUGGAGAGCGAGAGAUCGGCGUUGGCUUCAGAGAGACUUGCGCUUCUUCAAGAGAUCGUAGCGUUGAAAAACGACCUGAAUCGGGCGCUGGAAAGCCAGAGAGCUGAGGACCUGGUUGUGCAGCUGAAGGAACUACAGACAGAAGUCGAGCAUCUAAGAGCGGAAAGUGGACAAAAAGAGUCGGGAGAUGAGCUGACAUCGCUGAAAAAUGAGCGUGAACACCUUCUGCAGAAAAACCAACAAAUGUGUACACAACUGAAAGACCUGCAGGAUGAGAUCGAAAAGCAGAGGAACACCUUCUCCUUCGCCGAAAAGAACUUUGAGGUGAACUACCAGGAGCUAAAGGACGAGUACACCUGCCUGGUGAACGCUAAACUACAGCUAGAGCAGCGCUUGAUCAAAGAAACCAUGGAAUACGAGACGAAGCUCAGAGAGCUUCAAACGAGACACGAGGAGGUGGAUGGAAAGACUCUGAUUGAAAAAGACACUUCUGAGCUGAUGGAAAAACUUCAGAUGGCCGAGAAUGAGAAGAAGAGCUUGGCGGAGCAGCUCUUGACAAUGCAAACGGACAUGAAGAAGCUUGAAGACGAGCUUAAGAAGACACGGGUUGAUAAAGGCUCUUCUGAGCUGAUGGAAAAGCUGGAGACAGCUGAGAACGAGAAGAAGAGCUUGGCGGAGCAGCUUUCGAAGAUGCAAACGGACGUGAAACAUCUUGAAGACGAGCUUAAGAAGAUGCCGAUUGAAAAAGACUCUUCUGAGCUGAUGGAAAAACUUCAGAUGGCCGAGAAUGAGAAGAAGAGCUUGGUGGAGCAGCUCUCGACGAUGCAAAUGGACAUGAAACGUCUUGAAGACGAGCUCAAGAAGACACUAAUUGAAAAAGACUCCACGGAGUUGAUGGAAAAGCUGGAAGUGGCCGAGAAUGAGAAUAAAAACUUGGUGGAGCGCCUCUCACAGAUGGAAAUGGAUGCAAAACGACUUGAAGACAAGCUCAAGAAGAUGCCGAUUAACGAAGACUCAUCUGAACUGACAGAAAAACUUGAGAUGGCCGAGAAUGAGAAUAAAAACUUGACAGAGCAGCUCUCGACGAUGCAAACGGACAUGAAACGUCUUGAAGACGAGCUCAAGAAGACACUGACUGAAAAAGACUCUUCUGAACUGAUGGAAAAGCUUGAGAUGGAAAAGAACGAGAAGAAGUGCUUGGUGGAGCGGCUCUCGCAGAUGGAAAUGGAUGCAAAACGACUUGAAGACAAGCUCAAGAAGAUGCCGAUUGAAAAAGACUCUUCUGAGCUAAUGGAAAAGCUUGAGACUGCUGAGAACGAGAAGACGUGCUUGGCAGAGCAGCUCUCGGUGAUGCAAACGGACAUGAAACGUCUUGAAGACGAGCUCAAGAAGACACUAACUGAAAAAGACUCUACGGAGUUGAUGGAAAAGCUGGAAGUGGCCGAGAAUGAGAAUAGAAACUUGGUGGAGCGCCUCUCACAGAUGGAAACUGACGCAAAACAGCUUAAAGCUGAGCUCAAGAAGACUCCAAUCAAAAAAGACACUUAUGAACUGAUGGAAAAGCUGGAGACGGCUGAGAACGAGAAGAAGAACUUAGCGGAGCGGCUCUCGCUGAUGAACACAGAGCUCGAGAUGCUGAAGGGAGGAAGAAGCGAAGAUCUGGGCUCUCGACGGCAUGCGCUCGACUGCAGCGUCGCUGGUGGGCUGUGCUCCGUGGAAACGCAUCACGCUCACAUCAGAUCUUUGCGGGAGGAACUGGAUGUGCUUCGCUCGUCUCUGGAAGAGAAGGAGCGCCUCGAAGCCACGCGGCUGCGGUGCGACGACCCCUCCUCUCCGACAGCAGCGCAGCAGCCGCAGCCGCAGGAGGGGAGGAGGAGAGAGACGCCUGCGAGUACUCCAGCGCACCGGCUCGCUUUACACACACACGCAGGAGCAGCAGCGCAUGAGGAUCAGCUUUCAGCGUCUGGACGACUCCCGGAGCAGGUGGAGACGGGAGACGCUCAGGCCGAUGGAGACGCUGACAGAGCCUCGCUCAUGAUGCAGCCGCAGGAAAUGGACGGCGCUGAGCAUGAUGAGUGUCGUCUGCAGUUGGAGGCUCAGCGCAUCAGUCUGUCUCAGAUUCACGCCGCUCAGCUGGAGCUGCUCCGAGAGAGUCUGUUUGCGCAGACGCAGGCGCAGCUGCUCAGUCGGGAGCAGGAGCUGCAGGACGCGCACGAGCAGGAGCUGCGGCGCUUGCGGGAGGAGAUGAGGAGCGAGCAGCAGGGGCUCAACGGUCAUCCCGCGGAGCUGAAGGAGUCGUCCGUCCAGCAGCUGAAGGCAGAGUUUCAGGAGUGUUCGGCCCGGCUGGAGGAGAGACACCGUCAGGAGAUCGAGCGGCUGAAGAGCUACUACCAGCAGCAGAUGGAGGAGACGCAGGAGAGAUUCACGGCCGAGAUCCUCCUGCUGCAGCAGAGACUCCAGGAGCUCACAGGAGCCCGCGAGCUCUUCAGCGUGCCGAGCGUCUGUGCGCCGCUGACGGGAGACGAGCGCCGUGAACAUCUUCAGGAUGAGGAUGAGGAUGAGGAGCGUCGCUCUGUAGAUGUGGCAGUGGGUCUGUCUCGUGAGGACCUGGAGAGACUCAGAAACGUGGCGGCGCGACGGGCUUCAUCUCCGGAGGAGGAACCCGAUCUCAGACGCCUGGAGGAGGAGAUCGCUAAGGUGAUCGUGCAGAUGUCGGUUGAAUUCGCUCAGCAGACGGAACAGGCCUGGAUCAGCAAACAGGCCCGCGAGACCAGCACCGCCAUACAGACGGACAUCAGCGAGGAUGAGGAGGCCGAAGAGGAUCAGCUGAACUCUGUGAGUCUGAUGAAGUCUCAUGAAGAAGAGCCCAUCUACAGCACUGAACACAAAACAGGUGAGGAUGAAGAGGUCGGAGAAGAGAGCGAAAUCCCUUCAGAGACGUUUGAUGAUGAUCUUGAGGAAGAGCAGGAAGACACAGAGGUCCCAGCAGAUGAUGAUGAUGAUGAAGAGGACUUCCGCUCUGAGCUCGUCCAGCAGGAGGAGGAACACGGCCGCGUGCUGGAGGCGCUUCGAUCGUCACACGCGCGUCAGCUGGAGGUUUAUCAGGAGCAGAACACACUCCUGACAGCACAGAUACACACACUCAACCAGCAGCUCCUGCAGAAGGAGCUGGAGCUGCAGCAGAUCAAGGAGAGAGAAGAUGAGACCGACAGACAGAGAGAUCAACAGCUGCUUCCCAGCAUGCGAAGCUGCGGCACACAGACAGAGCAGACGAGAGAGGAAGAGGAGAAGCAGGAUGAGGAAGAGAGGAAGGAGAAAGGUCAGGGAAGAGCCGCGCCGUCGCAGUCGCGCGCACAGGACCCGCAGCUCUCGUCUGAUGUCAUCACCACUGAGAGGGAUUUUCUGCGUAAGGCGAACGUUCGUCUGCGUCAGGUUCUGAUUGACGUGUUGAAGACGACGGCGGCGGUGGAGGAGACCAUCGGCCGUCAUGUGGAGGGGAUCCUGGAGGCGUCCAGUAAGGCUCAUCUGAGAUCGUCCUGGCAGAAGGAGGCUGUGAAAGCGUAUGGCGCUCCGACGGCAGGAGACGCCUCCUCUGAGAGUUUCCACGGCAGCGAGGCGGGCGCUGAUGACGUCAGCCUGUUUUCAGCAGAGACUGAGACCGACGAAGGGCUGGAGAUGUCGCUGAAGAUCCAGGGGGCGGAGCUGCAGCUGCAGGAGGCGGAGCUCCCGCUGGAGAGGGAGGAGUAUCUGAUGAGCAUCAGCACCCGACUGCAGAGCGCCGUAGAGAAGCUGCUCAUCACCAUCACUGACACCAGCACUCAGCUGGAGCAUGCGCGGAUCACGCAGACGGAGCUGAUGAGAGAGAAGUUCAGGCACAAUGAGGAGAUGGAGGAGCUGCUGCGCAGGCAGGAGGAGCUGCAGGAGCGUCUGGGAGAGGAGGCGCGAGCGCGGGAGCAGCUGGCACUGGAGCUGCACAAGGCUGAAGGUUUGAUCGACGGCUACACGGGCGAGCGUUUGGCGCUGGAGCAGCAGGUUCGAGAGCGAGCCGAGCUGCAGCUGCAUCUGGAGCAGGAGCUGCGCGUCACCGGCAGCCGUCUGCGCGAACUGGAGCAGGAGCGCCAGCAGAUACAGGACGAGCGCGAGCUGCUCUCGCGACAACAGGACGCCAUGAGAGACGGGGCGGGACCUCGAGAGCUACGACUAGUUGAGGCUGCUCUUGACGCAGCGCCUGAAGCAGACCUGCUGGAGGAGACGGAGAAGCUGAUGGCGGAGAAGGUGGAGGUGCAGCGUCAGGCGCAGAAGGAGAGCGGCGAGCUGCUGCUGCAGGUGAAGCAGCUGGAGGCGGAGCUGGAGGAGCAGGUGAGCCGCGUGCAGGAGCUGCAGGAGACGCACAGCACGGAGACGGCCGACCUGCGGCAGCAGAUACAGGCGCUAGAAAAACAGCUGGAGAAGAACCGCAAGUUCAUGGACGAGCAGGCGGCGGACAGGGAACACGAGCGAGACGUCUUUCAGCAGGAGAUUCACAACCUGGAGCAGCAGCUGAAGAAUCCCACCAAAACACAGACAGGAAGUGACCGCAGGGACAGAGAGGUGCAGGAGUUGAACGCGGCGCUGCAGGAGAAGUCGGACUGGUGCAGUGAGCUGCUGUUGAGUUCGGAGCAGCUGCAGCGGGAUGUGCACGAGAGAGACGAGGAGAUCGAGACGCUGGGAGCGCGUGUGAGGGAGCUGGAGCACACGCUCAUGCACAGGGUUGAGGAGGUUCAGCAUGUGUCGAUGGCGGGUCGAGGAGACGUCACACUGGAGGCACAGCUGCAGACAGAGAGAGAGGCUCUGGACAGGAAGGAGAAAGAGAUCGUGAAUCUGGAGGAGCAGCUGGAGCAGUUCCGUGAGGAGCUGGAGAACAAGAGCGAGGAGGUGAAUCAGCUCCACAUGCAGCUGGAGAUCCAGAGGAAGGAGAUCAGCAGCCACCAGCAGGACCUGCAGGCUCAGGCCCGACUCGCACAGGUCUUGGAGGAGAAGGACAGGCAGAUAGCCGUCCUUAACGAACAGCUCGCUAAACGCCAGCGCACGGGAACAGACCCUGACAAAGAGGUGGUGGAGGUGAAGGACGAGGCUCUCCGUGAGCUGGAGGCGCAGGUGGAGUGUCUGCGGAGCGAGCAGGAGCGUCUGAAGAGGAACAACGAGGAGGAGGUGGAGCAGCUGAACGCCGUCAUCGAGAAACUCCAGCAGGAGCUGUCGCACAUCGAGCACAAGCAGCAGCAGGACGAGGCCAAGGACGAGUACGACGAGAUGAAGCAGAAGAUGGACGAGGUCACGACGGAGCUGGACACGCUGAAGUCCGCGCACCGCUCGCUGCGGAGCCAAUACGAGCGUCUGCAGGAGGAGACGGUGACGGAGCUGGAGGAGGCUCUGCGGGAGAAGACGGCCGCGUUUGUGGUGGUCCAGGCUCAGGUUCAGGCGCUGGAGGAGAGCGCGGGGUCGAGGGUGACGAGCUUGAGUCGGCGCGUGGAGGAGCUCGAGACCAGCGUGGAGGAGAAGGACUCGGAGCUGCGCGCUUGCAGGCUGAAGGUGGAACAAGCGCAGACGGACGCCGACGCUCUUUACGCUAAAGUGGCUCAGCUGGAGGACAAACUCAGGGAGAAGGUGGCCGCCGUUCUGGUCAGUCAAGCACAACUGGAAGCCGUCCAGACGCAAACCAAAGAGCUCCACGCUGAGGCUCACGCAGGAGAAGCCACGGGCCCCAGCGCGCAGCUGCGGUCGGAGGGCCUCACGGCGCAGGACGGCGCGUCGACGCCGGCCUCCGCGGGGAAGGUGAACCUGCUGACGGAGAGGCUGAAGGAGCUGGAGGAGGGUCUGAGCGGCAUGCAGAAGGACCAGGAGCUGCAGAAGCAGCUGUUGAGCAGCUCCGAGGAGGAGGUGGUGGAGUACGAGAGGAGGUUAGGCGUGAUGAUCGACCUACUGAACCAAAUGAGAACCAAACCAACCCAUCACAGGCCGCUGACGUCCACUGAGGUGUCAGAUGAGAGCGGUCAGUCAAUGUCAGAGCUGAUGCAGGAGCUGCAGGAGGUCAAAGGUCAAGUUGCGUCUACUAAAGAGGAGCUGAACUGCUUCAGAGAACUGAGCCACAAGCUUCAGGAGGACAUUGAGAUGAAGGAGAGCACGAUCACGCAGCUCCAGACGACUCUCAGCCAGGUCACGGCGAGCACGCGAGAAGAAGACGCAGCCGAGGCGGCUAAAGUUCUCCAGGAGCUGCAGGAGGUCAAAGGUCAAGUGAGCAGCACACAGCAGGAGCUGGAGAGCAGCAGGGAGCAGAGCGUCAGACUGCAGGAGCUGCUGCAGGAGCGAGAGAUGAGUUUGGCUCUGCUGAAGGAUCAGCUGCACAGGGCGUCGCAGGAGGGCGAUCGGUCCACGGCGGAGCUGCUGCAGGAGCUGCAGGAGGUCAAAGGUGAAGCGGCCGCCACCAAAGAGGAGCUCAACAGCUACCGGGAGCGCAGCCUCAAACUGCAGGAGGAGAUCGAGGUCAGAGACGUUUCCAUCGCUGAGCUGAAGGACAAAGUUCAGGAGCUCCAGACCACUUUGGCCAAAUCCAGUGAGGAGCUGCUGCUACAACAACCGCCGUCCAGCCUAAAAAGAAAGGAGACAACAGAGAGCAUCAUGGGGACAGACAGAAGCACAGACGCGAGAAAAGACAAGCCGUCCAUUACUCGCACGAACUCCACGGACCGAUCGGAGAGCUCCUCGUCUGCGAACGGGACCCGGGGCCCGUCCCGCGUGGACGCGUGUACGCAGACGGAGCCGUCCGGAGCCGAGGAGGUGGAGGAGAUGAUGGCGGGAUACGAGGAGAAGAUCGGACAGAUGCAGGAGCUGCACGCGGCCGAGAUCAUGGACAUGGAGGCCAGACACAUCGCAGAGAGCGAAAGCCUCAAGAGAGAAAACCAGCAGCUGGAGGACGAGUGCCGAGCGCUCAGAGACGCCGUCCACAAACUCAGGACCGCAGAGGGUCCGUCAGUGAGAUCUGAACGUCCAUCCGUCUCUCCGUUUAAAGACGGAUACGCCAGUGACAGCAGUUCAGACUGGAGUCAGCGCACGGGUUACGAUCAGGCUCACCUGCAGCAGGAGUAUCGCAGCACACCUGAAGGAGCGCGCCGAGACGUGGAGCCGGACGUCCUGCCGGACAGAAUCAAGAACCUGCUGCGCGAGGUCCAUCAGGAGGGGAUGCAGGUGCUGUCGCUGUCUGAGCUGCCGCUGGCUGAAGCCGAUCGACCCGGAGCGACGCUUCCUCCUCAGAGCUGGAGCAAAGAGAGAGACGCCCUCAUCAACACCGUCGAGUCCCUGAAGCUCCUCAUCAGCAAACUGCAGAGCGGCGCCGACACACAGGUUGAUGGCGACUGGCGAGCGGAGCUGCUUACGGCCGUUCAGCAGGUGUUUGUUGACGAGCGAGACGUGCUGAAGAACGUCUUAUACUCUCAUCUGGAGCGUCUGGACACGGCUGAUGCUGUCAUUCAUCUCAACCAGCUGGAGAGAGCGCUAGCGGAACAGGACGCGCGGCACAGGGAGCUGAUGGGAGUUCUGUGCUCCGCCGACAGAAACAGCCUGCGCUCAGAGAUCCAGCAGCUCAGAGAUCAGCUCCACACGCUCACAGCAGAGCAAACACAGCGCCACCAUCAGGACACCGCCGGUUUGGAGAGCGAGAGGGAGGUCAAAGCGAUGCCGGCCAGUGCUGUGGUCGAACCCGGCUCUGAUAGACUGGAGGAAAUGAAGACUGAACUGAACCAGACUAAACUGGAGCUAGAGAGCGCUCUCACAUCACAACACAAACACCUGAGAGAACUCGACACACUCAGGGCGGAGGUGUCACUGAAGGCCGCUGAAGUCGACACACUGAACGACAGACUGGCACAAGAGCAGAAGAGAGCCAGAGAGCUGCAGUGGGCCUUCGAGAAGGAGAAAUGCAAGUCUGACAGAAAGGAAGAGACCGACAGAGAGGAAGUGGAGGAUCUUAAACUGUCUCUGGAGGAGCAGCGGGGCCGUGUGGCUGAGCUCUGCAGCUCUCUGGAGAAAGAGAGACAGAUUUCGGCUGAGCUCAGAGAGCAGGUGGACGGUCAGCAGGCGCGGGAGGUCAGCGUCUCCUCAGAGCUGCAGGUGCAGUUAGACGCUCAGAGAGCUCGAUCGCUGGAGCUCAGCAGCGCUCUGGAGAAAGAGAAGGAGCUGAACGCACAGCUGCUCCAGCGCCUCCCGACGAGCUCCACGUCAAACCCGCGCGAGUCUGACACACAAAACACACUCAAGCAGGCCGAGGCCACCUGCAGCCAGGUGGAGGCCGGCGUUCUCUCUGUGGAGUCUCUCCUGCAGACGCUGCAGACGCAGCUGGCCGAAAAGCAGGCGCAGGUGGUGCAGAUGAUGGAGAAGCUGGAGAGACAGAAGCUGGAUGCUGUGCAGCACAAACGUCAGUGGGACGAGGAGAAAUCUGCCCUCGCCCGCACCGCCGCGCAGGACCAGAACGCACUGCGGGCGGCACGCGACAGCCUGAGCGGCCUGGAGAGACGGGCGGACGAGCUGCGGGCAGAGCUGGACGCGGAGAGAGACAGCGUGAGGAGACUGGAGAGAGACAGAGACAGACUGCAGGGGGCGGUGAGACAGCUGGAGGACAGACUGAGAGCGCCCGAGAACAACCAGAGCGGCGUGAGAUCAGACGCCCAGCCUGAGGAUCGAACCCGGGACUGGGUGUUGCAGGCGGGAGACGCUCUGACGCUGGAGUCCAGCACAACGUCCCUGCGCGAGACCGGUCAGAGCUCGGAUCCAAAACACAUGGACAACAUCCUGAGCAGACUGCAGCUCAUCGCUGCCAAGAUCAACAGCCUGACCAGCGAAACCCCGAGCAGGUUAUCUGGGGAAGCGCUGGACCGGGACAGUCUAGCAUGGCUGCACAGUAAUGUACAGGAUGUGAUGUCACUGUUACAGCAUAUCCCAUCAGCCCCCUCUGCUCUCCCGGAGAGCGCCGCCCUGCUGGUGGGAGGAUCGUCCAGUCUGCUGAACGAGCGUUUACUCAGGCAGAACGCGGAGCUCACGGGAUUCGUCAGCCGACUGACGGAAGAGAAGAACGACCUGCGGAAUCAGUUACUGAAGCUGGAGGAGGAGCUGCGCAGAUACAGACAGAAGAAAACCACCGCUGAGAGUGUGUCGAGUCGGAGCGGCGUGGAGCGUCAGGAUCUGGUGUUGUUCUCCAGCGAGCGUGAGUCUUGGGCUCAGGAGAGGAAUCGUUUGGAGAAGUCUCUCCGUCAGGCCGAGGCAGAACUGAAUCGUCUGAGAGGAGAGAUUCGCUCCGAUUCGCUGCGGGAUCUGACCGGAGCCGAUCUGGACAACGCGGCCCUCAGGAGGAUGUAUGGAAAAUACCUGCGCGCCGAGAGCUUCCGGAAGGCUCUGAUCUAUCAGAAGAAGUACCUUCUGCUGCUGCUGGGAGGAUUUCAGGAGUGUGAGGAGGCCACGCUGUCUCUGAUCGCCCGCAUGGGCGGCCACCCCGCACACACCUGUCUGGAGACUGUAGGACAUCACCGCAGGGGAUUCACACGCUUCAGAUCGGCCGUGCGCGUCUCCAUCGCCCUCUCCAGGAUGAGGUUUCUGGUGAAGCGAUGGCAGAGAGCAGCUGGAGGAAAUGUCACAUCUCCGAUCGUCAGCAGAAACGGCCUCGCUCAGAUCACAGGAGUUGAUGUGAGGAACGAGUCGUCGUAUCUUCAGCCCGGCGGUGUGGAGGUGUUCAGAGAGAGACGAACGACCAGCCGCGGCCGUACGGGACGAGACUCUCCUCGCUCCGCCGCGUCGCUCCAGCACAGGUUUCACACGAUGGCCGGUGAUGCCGGAGGUUUACCGUGUUCACACCUGCAGAACUACGACCCCGACCGCGCUCUCACCGACUACAUCUCCCGUCUGGAGGCCCUGCAGAGACGUCUGGGGAGUGUGCAGUCAGGCUCCUCUUCGUACGCUCAAUUGCACUUUGGAGUCAGAAGAUGAAGGAGUUGAUUUCUAUUGAAACUGGCUUGAAGAAACUCAGUUGCCUUCUCUUGUGCUGAGCUGCUGUGCUUUUGUAUUCUGACUAUAAACGUGUACAAUUCUGUGGGACCAAAACCACGUUUGUCUGUUUUCGUUUCGUUUUGUGUUCGUGUGGAUCAUCUUAUAAUCAAGCUUUCGUUGAAACGGCUUCAACGUCUGUACAUUAGUUCUACCUUAUUUGUCGUUAAUGGAAAACAAUCACGUUGUACCUGUAUAUUUGUGGAAUGCUAAUUUAAGUUGAUUAAUUUAAGACGUGUCGAGAGAGUUUGGACCAGGACGGCUGCUAUCGGACUCGCGAUAACACGAGCGCUGCGACGAGCGACGCGUUCCCCGGCACAAACACUAACCGGAGGCCCAACGAGUCUCGUUAAGGCUUUCGGAGCUCCGUCGGGCCGUGACGCCUCGCUGCGCAGCGCCUCUGUGUUAUCGGAUACUCUACACUGUGUUUUAUUCGCUCGCUCCCAUGAAAAGACCACAGAGGACAUUUGUAGAAGACAUAUUUUUGUAAAGGUAGGAGCUUCGGAUUUUAUGGGUAUUUUGUCAAAACUGAAAUAAAGAUUAAUAUAAUAUUUGAAAACUGC
Labeo rohita (rohu) is the source of this 12795-nucleotide messenger RNA. It is a transcript of the gene akap9, whose product is annotated as A kinase (PRKA) anchor protein 9. The record is from RefSeq and is a predicted model, not a curated record. Lineage: Eukaryota; Metazoa; Chordata; Actinopteri; Cypriniformes; Cyprinidae. Gene Ontology annotation, biological process: signal transduction. Gene Ontology annotation, molecular function: molecular adaptor activity.